Molecule: messenger RNA, 1557 nt
Organism: Rhodofomes roseus
Lineage: Eukaryota; Fungi; Basidiomycota; Agaricomycetes; Polyporales; Fomitopsidaceae
Exons: 8
Coding region: 1-1557 (518 amino acids)
Source: RefSeq, a predicted model, not a curated record
AUGUCUUCUUUCUUGCUUGCCGUCCUCGAGCACGUCAAAGUCCCUCCUCCUCUUCCUGUUUCCAUCCCCGACAACAUCACCGUCGACGUCAGCGACGGCUCCGCCGACCUCCCCUCGCACAUGCUCGCCGUCUGCAAGAAGGACAUUGCUGAGGGCGAGUGCAACAUCAUCGCUACGCUCGUCGCCCACGAGUGCGUGUGGGGACAUCAACUAACCCCUGCGCAAAUCACCAUUCCCAUCGUCCCUCUUAGCCUCCUUAGCCCUGAGCACUUCCGCGAGCUCAUGGGCUACAUCUUCACCGUUUGGUGCUUCACAGCUCCAGCGGAUAUCAUACGUGGGCAUGUGACCUACUACUACACUCUAGGUCUGUCGGACAGUAAGAUCGCCGAGAGCUGCCAGCAGCACUUCAACACUGAGGUGUACGGCCUUAGCAAUACAACGGUCAAACGUCUACGAGCCCAGUGGAACUUGCCCAAAACUCGCCAGCAGAACCAUACUGCUGUAUCAAUAGACCCGUACUGCCGUGCUCUCAAAGCCCGGUACCCUACCUAUGGAGCCCGACAGAUGACGAGCACCCUGCGCAUCACGUACAACAUACGAGUUUCAGAGUCAAUGGUGGGCAAGUGGCUCAAGGAAUUUGAGCCUAAUGCCGUCCAAGCACGCAAGCAUCGCAAGUUUAAACGCCAUCAGUUCUGGGCUGCUGGAGUGAAUGAUGUUUGGGCGUUUGACCAGCAUGAUAAAUGGGCACGCUUUGGUCUUUUUCUCCACCUUUGCAUUGAGCCGGUCGCCGGCGAGAUCAAGUGGCUGAAAAUAUGGUGGAAUAAUUCAAAUCCUCGUCUCAUCACAAGCUACUAUCUGGAAGCUGUGCGUAGCAUUGGCGCUGUGCCCCUUGUCACUCAGAGCGAUCCAGGCAGCGAGAACUUUGGCAUCGCAAAUGCCCAGACGUACAUGCGCCAUACUCUUGAUCCUACACUUGCAGACACCUUACAACACCGUUGGAUGCGCGGCCACAUGAACAUCAAGCCAGAGAUCAUGUGGUCGGUCCUCAAUCGCUCAUGGAAACCUGGCUUUGAGGCCAAACUUCAGUACGGUAUUGAUAACGGGUGGUAUAAUCCUGCAAAUGAGCUUGAGACCCUCGUAUUUCGCUGGCUGGCAAUCCCUUGGCUUCAAGCAGAGCUUGAUGCGUGGGCACUACACUUCAACUCGACGCCGAGACGUGCAAGCAAACACAAGGUUCUCCCGCAGGGAAUACCAACAAUGAUAGCCCAGAACCCGGCUGCAUUCAACGUGGUUGACUUCAAGAUUCCUGUACCAGCAGACCUCGUAGAUGAGGUCGAGGAACUGUGGGCACCUCCUGAUCAUCCAGUUUUCGAGUGCGUUCCACCGUACAUCGCAGGCAAGCUGGAGGAAGCCAUUGAAGCCUUGGGUCGGCCUGCAAUCUCCAUGGAGACGUUCUGGGCUAUUUACCUCCAGGUACUCGAGUACAUCAGGAAAAUAUCCCCCUCGGAAUUAGCAUCAACGCCGCAACAUUCACAGCAUUACUGCAAAUACUUGUGA